This is a messenger RNA of Mus musculus (house mouse), 2499 nucleotides long. Its product is annotated as predicted gene, 53928. Lineage: Eukaryota; Metazoa; Chordata; Mammalia; Rodentia; Muridae. The transcript has 2 exons. The coding region runs from base 169 to 1260 and encodes 363 amino acids. The record is from RefSeq and is a predicted model, not a curated record.
UCCGCCACUGUACGUGGCUUUGUUGGGGGACGAGAGACAGAGACACUUCCCGCCCCCGUCUGAAUUUUUGCUUUCGGUUUUACGCCGAAGCCGCGCCGCGCGUCUGACUUGUUUGUUGUUCUUUUGUUCUUCGUUAGUUUUCUUCUGUCUUUAAGUGUUUUCGAGAUCAUGGGACAGACCGUAACUACCCCUCUGAGUUUAACCUUGCAGCACUGGGGAGAUGUCCAGCGCAUUGCAUCCAACCAGUCUGUGGAUGUCAGGAAGAGGCGCUGGAUUACCUUCUGUUCCGCUGAAUGGCCAACUUUCAAUGUGGGAUGGCCUCAGGAUGGUACUUUCAAUUUAAGUAUUAUCUCUCAGGUUAAGUCUAGAGUGUUUUGUCCUGGUCCCCACGGACACCCAGAUCAGGUCCCAUAUAUCGUCACCUGGGAGGCACUUGCCUAUGACCCCCCUCCGUGGGUCAAACCGUUUGUGUCUCCUAAACUUCCUCCCUUGCCGACAGCUCCCGUCCUCCCGCCCGGUCCUUCUGCGCAACCUCCGUCCCGAUCUGCCCUUUACCCUGCCCUUACCCCCUCUAUAAAGUCCAAACCUCCUAAGCCCCAGGUUCUCCCUGAUAGCGGCGGACCCCUCAUUGACCUUCUCACAGAGGACCCCCCGCCGUACAGAGCACAACCCUCCUCCUCUGCCAGGGAGAACGACGAAGAAGAGGCGGCCACCACCUCCGAGGUUUCCCCCCCUUCUCCCAUGGUGUCUCGACUGCGGGGAAGGAGAGACCCUCCCGCAGUGGACUCCACCACCUCCCAGGCAUUUCCACUCCGCAUGGGGGGAGAUGGCCAGCUUCAGUAUUGGCCGUUUUCCUCUUCGGAUUUAUACAAUUGGAAAAAUAAUAACCCUUCCUUUUCUGAAGAUCCAGCUCACUUACAGGCCCUCCAAGCAGUACAACGAGAGGUCUGGAAGCCACUGGCCGCUGCCUAUCAGGACCAGCUAGACCAGCCAGUGAUACCACACCCCUUCCGUGUCGGCGACACCGUGUGGGUACGCCGGCACCAGACUAAAAACUUGGAACCUCGCUGGAAAGGACCCUACACCGUCCUGCUGACCACCCCCACCGCUCUCAAAGUAGACGGCAUCGCUGCGUGGAUCCACGCCGCUCACAUAAAAGCGGCGACAACCCCUCCGGCCGGAACAGCAUCAGGACCGACAUGGAAGGUCCAGCGUUCUCAAAACCCCUUAAAGAUAAGAUUAACCCGUGGGGCCCCCUAAUAGUCCUGGGGAUCUUAAUAAGGGCAGGAGUAUCAGUACAACAUGACAGCCCUCAUCAGGUCUUCAAUGUUACUUAGAGAGUUACCAACUUAAUGACAGGACAAACAGCUAAUGCUACCUCCCUCCUGGGGACAAUGACCGAUGCCUUUCCUAAACUGUACUUUGACUUGUGCGAUUUAAUAGGGGACGACUGGGAUGAGACUGGACUCGGGUGUCGCACUCCCGGGGGAAGAAAAAGGGCAAGAACAUUUGACUUCUAUGUUUGCCCCGGGCAUACUGUACCAACAGGGUGUGGAGGGCCGAGAGAGGGCUACUGUGGCAAAUGGGGCUGUGAGACCACUGGACAGGCAUACUGGAAGCCAUCAUCAUCAUGGGACCUAAUUUCCCUUAAGCGAGGAAACACCCCUCGGAAUCAGGGCCCCUGUUAUGAUUCCUCAGCGGUCUCCAGUGACAUCAAGGGCGCCACACCGGGGGGUCGAUGCAAUCCCCUAGUCCUGGAAUUCACUGACGCGGGCAAAAAGGCCAGCUGGGAUGGCCCCAAAGUAUGGGGACUAAGACUGUACCGAUCCACAGGGACCGACCCGGUGACCCGGUUCUCUUUGACCCGCCAGGUCCUCAAUAUAGGGCCCCGCGUCCCCAUUGGGCCUAAUCCCGUGAUCACUGACCAGUUACCCCCCUCCCGACCCGUGCAGAUCAUGCUCCCCAGGCCUCCUCAGCCUCCUCCUCCAGGCGCAGCCUCUAUAGUCCCUGAGACUGCCCCACCUUCUCAACAACCUGGGACGGGAGACAGGCUGCUAAACCUGGUAGAUGGAGCCUACCAAGCUCUCAACCUCACCAGUCCUGACAAAACCCAAGAGUGCUGGUUGUGUCUGGUAGCGGGACCCCCCUACUACGAAGGGGUUGCCGUCCUAGGUACUUAUUCCAACCAUACCUCUGCCCCAGCUAACUGUUCCGUGGCCUCCCAACACAAGCUGACCCUGUCCAAAGUGACCGGACAGGGACUCUGCGUAGGAGCAGUUCCCAAAACCCAUCAGGCCCUGUGUAAUACCACCCAGAAGACGAGCGACGGGUCCUACUAUCUGGCUGCUCCCGCCGGGACCAUUUGGGCUUGCAACACCGGGCUCACUCCCUGCCUAUCUACCACUGUACUCGACCUCACCACCGAUUACUGUGUCCUGGUUGAGCUCUGGCCAAAGGUGACCUACCACUCCCCUGGUUAUGUUUAUGGCCAGUUUGAGA